This is a messenger RNA of Panicum virgatum (switchgrass), 1652 nucleotides long. Its product is annotated as peroxisome biogenesis protein 6-like. The transcript is spliced from 9 exons. Lineage: Eukaryota; Viridiplantae; Streptophyta; Magnoliopsida; Poales; Poaceae. Gene Ontology annotation, molecular function: ATP binding; ATP hydrolysis activity. The record is from RefSeq and is a predicted model, not a curated record. Gene Ontology annotation, biological process: protein import into peroxisome matrix. Bases 1048 to 1464 code for a protein of 138 amino acids. Gene Ontology annotation, cellular component: cytosol; peroxisomal membrane.
AGCGCCAUCCUCUCCAGCACCUAGGACAUCCUCCAUGGGUUCAUUUCCACCCGCUCGGUGUGCAACAUGCUCCACGGUUAAGAUAUUUCCCAUAGGUUUGUUUUGCCUAUACCCUGCCAAGAGAUGUUCAUGCUGGUUUGGUCAAUUGAUGCGUUCUCUACUGUCUUUGUGCGUUCAAUUAGUUAGGAUUCAAAUCUUCAACUGGAUUCACAAUGUUAAGUACCAGGGCUUUGCUUUCUUUUGUGUUAAGUGAUCUAGCGUGCAGUGUGUCUUUCUAGCACCGUGAUGCCAUGAUUUUGAUGGAAGUUACUUUUAUAUGUUUGCCGGCGCUUGAGCUGAGGGCCCUACGGCAGCUGGUGCUACAUGCCUAGCGUGUGGAGGGCGACUGGCGAUGGAGUGCCAAGGAAGGCGCCAAGGAAGCUUUGUGCGUUCUGAUGGAUGAUUGGAGCCAGAAGGUGGACAAGAGGACUGGCUGGGACGGAGUGAUGGAUGGGCAAAACAAUGGCCGUGGUUUGGGUGCGAGCAAUCAGACUUAGCAGGGCAAACGUCAGGAUUCAUGCCGAGAGACAUACUUGCACUGGUUGCAGAUGCUGGUGUGUCUUUUGCACAUAAAAUGGCAGCAGAGAAAGAUAGCAAAGGAAUCAGUGAUCAUGAGGAGAUCCUUCCAGAAAGCUCUUCUGCCUCACAAAAUGAGGAAAAGCAUUUCUGCAAAGAAGAUAUUCUGUCUUCCUUGGAGCAAAGAAGAUAUUCUGUCUUCCUUGGAACGAGCUAAGAAAAGGAAUCGUGCUGCACUGGGCACACCCAAAGUUCCCGAUGUCAAAUGGGAGGAUGCUGGUGGGCUAGAGGAAGUACAAAAGGUUAUUCUAGAUACUAUUCAGUUGCCUUUGAUGUACAAACACCUUUUUUCUUCUAAAUUGCGGAAGCGAUCACCGAUCAGGUGUCCUGCUUUAUGGACCUCCAGGAACAGGGAAAACCUUAUUGGCGAAAGCAGUAGCUACUGAAUGCUCGCUGAACUUUCUUAGCGUGAAAGGUCCAGAACUGAUAAACAUGUAUGUUGGAGAAUCAGAGAAGAAUAUUAGGGACAUAUUUGAGAAGGCUAGAUCUGCACGCCCAUGUGUCAUUUUCUUUGAUGAGCUUGAUUCCCUAGCUCCAGCACGAGGAUCCUCAGCAGAUUCUGGUGGUGUUAUGGACAGAGUUGUUUCCCAGUUACUUGUGGAGAUAGAUGGGUUGAGCGAUAACAGCCAGGACCUUUUCAUUAUUGGGGCUACCAAUAGGCCCGACCUUCUUGAUUCUGCUCUUCUUCGCCCUGGACGGUUUGAUAAGCUUCUCUAUGUUGGUGUAAAUACUGAUGCAUCAUACAGGGAAAGGAUCCUUAAAGCACAGACGCGUUGGCCCUGUUCGCAGUGCUGGUGCUGGAGGCUGCUGUUGGAGUGGUGUGAGAGGAAAACACUGUUGGCUGGCUAGUGGCUGUUGGAGCAGAACAGGGUCUCUUGUCAGUUGCUCAGCGUUGUCUCCAAACUUUACCGGUGCUGAUAUUUAUGCACUGUGUGCGGAUGCAUGGUUUAAGGUUUACCGGAGUCUAAUCGUAUUAUGUGUUCCCCUAUUGUGUAUUAUGGUAAAAUAUUUUCGCUACCCGUAGUAAUGCACGGGCA